This is a messenger RNA of Malaya genurostris, 9747 nucleotides long. RefSeq names its product probable nuclear hormone receptor HR3 (gene Hr3). Gene Ontology annotation, biological process: regulation of transcription by RNA polymerase II. Gene Ontology annotation, cellular component: nucleus. The record is from RefSeq and is a predicted model, not a curated record. The transcript has 12 exons. Gene Ontology annotation, molecular function: nuclear receptor activity; RNA polymerase II cis-regulatory region sequence-specific DNA binding; zinc ion binding. Bases 4356 to 6431 code for a protein of 691 amino acids. Lineage: Eukaryota; Metazoa; Arthropoda; Insecta; Diptera; Culicidae.
CAUUCAAAUAUCACCGACACAGCAAUCGAAGACGGGAAGUGCAAAGGAAAAAAUUUUAUCCGUCGGUCGGUUCGACAAGUGAUCAGCAAGGAACCGUCGAAACGCCGAGUAGGGUGAAAAAAAUCUCAACCCUUUCCAGGGAUAAAAAAAAAGCCGGAAUCGUUCGGGUAAUGGCGAACAAAAUGUUACGAAAUCGUUUCGACUGUGUCGGAUUGAUGGUGGCCGUCUGAAAUUUGUCGUCAAAUCAGUGUAAAGCGAAGGAAUUUCGCAUUUCAAAGUUCAUACAGAAAUGACGUAGAUAUGCAGUUUGGCUGGAGUUCAUGGUAGCGGGUGGAUGCAAGAGGUUUUUCUUCUGAAAAGUGCAGUGUUGAUUGGGCAAAAUGUGAAAAUUGCGUAAAAAUUCACAAGUUCGAUGCAUUCAGCUGCAUCCAAUUGUAUGGUAAAAGUGUAAAGUCAAACGUUUAAUGAUUAUCGGCGGAAGAUUAAAUAAGGCAAUGAUUUAAUUUAGCAAUAAACAAACCGACUGGAGACCUACAAAGUCUGAUUUUUGCCCAUUGCAAGCAAGUUUUGGUGUUUUAUCGGUCAAUCGUGUUUGAAUGGACCAUCCUUUUCGACCAACCUUUAAAACUACCCAAAAACAAAAAAAAAAUUUGGUAUUAAGAUAGAAAAAAAAAUGAAAACAUAAACAUUGUUCAAAAACGCCAUUAAUCCUGUAUCCACACCAGAAACAGCUAGAAGGUUCGCGUCUAUGAUGGAAUGAAUAGCUAAAAGGAAAAUAAACAAUCCCCCAUGGUCGGAAGCCAUCUUGGAACAUUUGACGCAAUCAGUGCAUCCCCUUGUGUGCCAACAUAAAAGUAUAGGUGAAAUAUUAUUCCAAGCAAGACUGAUUACGAAAGCAGCCUCUCGCAGUUGUGGCAUGGUGGUAUGGGUGUGAAGUAAGAGCUCAGUGCAUCCUGACGAAGCUCGCGGGUGUUGGUGUACGACACUGUAAUACACUAAACAGCUGCUACGCGUUAUACAGUAAUAGGAGCAAGGGAGGGUAUCGAUUUUUCCUUUUCUGCCGACCGACUCUAGAGCCGAGGGUGCGUGUGGAAAACCGGCGGAACACACCGCGGGCUGCAUUUUCUCUUCAUUACAUUAUUCGGUCAUUCGUCCGUUUCUCGGCGAUUCGUUGACGGAAGAGAACAGCACCACCUAAACUCUCACACAGUAGGCCACCCAAGUAUUGAAGUCGUUUUCUGCUAGGAUUCGCUAGGGAAGUUAGCAAUUACAUUGUAAUGCACACACCUCCUCGCGGUGCUGCAGAGAUACCCGUUUUCUAUUGCAACUGCACCAUACUGGAUUGCUUCGAUUCGUUCCGCAAAGUUAAUCCUUUUUGUCCGGAACAGAGAAAUCGAAUUUUGACACAGUUUCCCGAACGUACGAUCUCAAAAGACUGAUUUUAGUAGUUGGCAAAAUUUCUAGCUGCAGAUUGUGUGACUUUUAAGUGUUGUAAAGUGUUACCGAAAAGUUACCAGAGGAGUUCUCUACGACGCUUAAGUUAAAGGUUUUUUUUUGUUGGUGUAUGAAAUUAGUGAAAAUUUAUAUGCUUACUGAAAGCUAGUGUAAAUAUUAAUAUUCUCUAGAAUAGUUAGUUGAAAAUAACUGUGUUCAUAGUGUUAGGAGUUCUAAUCAACAAUCAAAACUAGUACAAAUUAGUUCGACACUAUUACCAGCUGUGUUUAGUUUCAUAAACUCAAACAACUAUUUCGAGUCUAGAUCUUAUCUUUCUAAACAAAAGUAGCAGUACAGUUUAUCACAGUGCACAUAACGGUUUGCAGUUUUCUGGCACAAAAAGGAUAGUGUAGAACAGAGUUUUUUUUCUUUCGAAGCAAAUCAACUUUUCGCGGAAGCAGCAAUCGUUACACCAUCAUUCCAAAGUGGCGUCUCCAAGCGAGCCCCCUCGCGGAAGCAACUCUUCGUCACUAGCCAACUCGUUGGUGUCUCUGGACGGGAGAAGUCCAUUGACACCAACCAGCCCGACAGCAACGACGGUGGCCGUGGCAGUGACGGAUACAGCAACGUCAGCUGCAACGGUUGCUACGUCACUGCUGACGACAGAAGCACGCAACGUGCCAGGAACGUCAUUAUCAUCAGCAGUAGCAGCAGCAGCAGCAGCAGCAGCAGUACCGGGUACUGGUAGUGAUUCGACGCAGCAAGUACUUAUCAUUACGGCUCAUCAUCAUCAUCACAGUCAACAUCUUCAGUCGCAACGACAACAACAACAACAACAGCAGCAGCAGCAACCGCAACUACAAUCGGGUCAAACAGCACAAAAUAUUGGCAUUCAGCAGUCCUCUACCAGUCACCAACUUGUGCAAACACCAAGGGAUAUCAGCUCAUCAGGAGUCAUGACAGCUUCCCAAUAGUAGCAGCAAAUCAAAACAAUGCUUCGAAAAAUAUGGACUAAGUGUAAACCUGGGUAGCAGCAGUCUUCAAAAGUGAUCACAGUUUUCGAUUCGACUAGUUUUGUGUCUGUGUGUGGGUGAGUUGUGAGCGCCGAAUUUCAAAAAACCUCCAACAACAACAACAACAACAACAUCGUAAACAAACUGGCAAUCUUAGAUGAAGUGUUUUUAUCAUAAGUCAAAGUAUAAAAACUGAAACCAAGUGAGAGAUUCCAACCUCGUCUCGAUGACGGUGAGUGAUGUAAGUUUUUAAGUGAGUCUGCUGUCGGGCACCGGUCAGCCGUGGAUGGAAGCAGAGAAGAAAGUUUUGGCUGCGGCAAACCGAAAUCGAAAGUGAAAUUUUUUGAUAACUACCACAUCAAGUCCGAAAUGUGUUCGACGCUGCGGCAGCAGUAGCAGUCAAACAAUCAAACAAACAACCACCAGCAAAUUGUGUUCCCCCCCUACCACCAUCUCCUUCGUUGUCGAAAACGUCCGAGCAAUCUAGCACGUGUCACGCGUCCAUACGCGAGGGCAUACUUGGGUACCGUAGGUGUAUUGGUGCACGUGUCGGUUUGAGCGAACGAACAGCCGAAGCGGCUAGCCAAGAUAACAGCGGCAACCGCGACGCACAGGAAACUUUGUCGUUUUGAGUUCGAAAAGGCAAUAACAAAAGCUAACCACGAAUUGGCAUUCAAAUCGUAAGAAACUGUGUGAAAAUCAGCAUAAUCUACUAAUUCCAAUUGUAGGAAAACACAUAAGAUAGCGACGUUGUGUGCAUUUAUUUACAUGCUCAUCUAUCAAACUUCACUUUUCGGUUGUUCGCAAAUCUUUGGUUGCGCCAAAAGUUACGCCGACUGCGAUCAUAAUCGCGCAAAAAAAAAAACGAAUCCCUGAAGCCAAGAAACACAUUGACAAAAGCAUACCAAUUUGACGUUUCUUAUGCAAUCAAUAACAAAAAAUAACCAGUUUGCGAACAUAUCCAUUGGGCUGCAAUCAGCUCGGGGUUCAAUACACCGAUUCACCGAUUUGCAACUCGGGGUGGGCAAAUAGCACAGACACCUCAUAAUAAUAAUAACCUUUCCGUUUGCUAAUGAAUCAAGAGAGUUCCGCGGAAGACGAAAACGAAGAACGAACAGAGUAGCUGCCGUAGUCCACAAAAUAAUAAACGUGUACGUGUGUUUUCGUAUGUAUGCACAAGCAUCCGUAGACUUCUCGUAGACUCGAACACACCCUCGAAGCCUGAUCCGGUCGGAAAAAUAUGCUUUUUACAUAAUCCAACAAUCUGUCCAUAAUCAUGUUUAUUCAUACAAACAAACCGAAGAAAAAAAGAAAAUUUUGAUACUGUGACGAGGCGAAGGAAAACGAUCAUCCAUGGGUGGUGCAGGUGAAAUUUUACACACUGAAUGAAAGGGCAAUCAAAGGGAGAAACGUAACACGUGUGUUGGUGCACGUGGAAGCAAACUUUAAUCACUGUGAUAUCUCUCCAUCGAAUUCGGCAACCUUGCACCGAAAAAGGGAAAACUUAUUUUAUCCAUCAAAUAUUUUCCCUGUUGGUUUACCGCGCGCAUCGUUCACAGGAAGCAUGAAUUCGAAAGUGAUCGUCAGCCAGUGAAAGAUAAAAUGAUUUGAAGAAAAUGAUACUAACGGUCACCGUUUACCAACCAGUGCUAUAUACUGUGAUUCGGUAAGGGCAGGAAAAUUGUUUCGGAAGUGCCCUUCGGGAAAAUGUAUGUAGAGAGCGAUAAAGAGAGCUAAAUCAAAACCGAAAGUGAAGUGUUUCAUUUAUCGUUUUGUUGGAUUUUGCUUUGUUUUUUUUUUCCUUAAGUAGUGAUUAAGUGUUACAUCAUUUUUUAUUGUUGUUGAAUUUUGACCACGAAACCACAGAGUGAUUGGGUGAGAGUAGCUGAUCGGCAGCUGAUAUCAACGAUGUUUACUCCGCGGAUGUUUGAAAUGUGGACUAAUGUCACCUCGAAACUGGAGGCACACAUUCCUAUGCAAACCAAUGUUCAGCAGACUGCGGUACAGAACUCGUCCAGUGGAUCGAUAAAAGCGCAAAUCGAAAUCAUCCCCUGCAAAGUAUGUGGCGACAAAUCAUCCGGAGUACAUUACGGCGUAAUAACGUGCGAAGGCUGCAAAGGGUUUUUUCGUCGCUCCCAGAGCUCAGUGGUCAACUACCAGUGCCCCCGGAAUAAACAGUGCGUCGUAGAUCGGGUCAACCGGAAUCGCUGCCAGUACUGUCGACUGCAAAAGUGCCUAAAGCUUGGAAUGAGCCGCGACGCGGUUAAAUUCGGUCGAAUGUCGAAGAAACAGCGAGAAAAAGUAGAGGACGAGGUACGGUUUCAUCGAGCCCAGAUGCGAGCCCAAAGCGACGCAGCGCCCGACAGCUCAGUGUUUGACACCCAGACGCCCUCGAGUAGUGACCAACUGCAUCACGGCUACAAUGGGUAUGCGUACAACAAUGAAGUUGGCUACGGCAGUCCCUAUGGCUACUCGACAUCGGUUACCCCGCAACAGACGAUGGGCUACGACAUCUCGGCAGACUACGUGGAUAGUACAACAACUUAUGAACCUCGAAGUACGAUAAUAGACUCAGAUUUCAUAAGUGGACACAACAAAGACAGCUCACCCAACCAUCGAGCAAUAACGCUAAACGAUAUUCGUUUGGCACGAGUUCAACAGACUGCAACGACCCCUGCCAACAGUACAGUAGUUGGCGGUGGUGGUGGUGGAGGACAACAAUCACAGCAGCCAGGUCAACAGCAAACACAGCAAUUGACUCAGCAGCCGAAUCCUAACCAACAAACAGCAAUAAGCACACUCCCUAGUCCAACCACCGGAAAUAACAACAACAGCACACAUAGUACAAUUAUUACCAUCAAACAAGAGCAACUAACGAACGUGGACAACAUUGUGGGAAGCUUUGUCGAUUCGACUACCUUCCUACCAUCACCGAACAGUCAACCGCAGAUGGUCAAUCCAAAUAUGGUACAAACCAACGUCUCGAACGGUCAAGGGAUGGCACAAACUGUAGUUUCCGGAUCAGUUGAAGUCACAGGUAACAGCAUAAGGCGUAGCGACUGCUGCCAACAGAAUCCCGUAUCUACGGUCGGCAAUGGUACCGGUGCUGGUGGGCCGGAUGGUAUUGGGGUGCCCCCGUCGCACCAUCCAAGUCAAAAUACACCGGUUUCGUUCGGUGAGGAUGAUAGCUCCUGCGAUUCACACUCUAAAUGGGCCGAAGGCGACAUCAAUGACGUGUUGAUAAAAACCCUUGCGGAGGCACAUGCGAAUACCAACCACAAGCUGGAGAUAGUGCAUGAAAUGUUCCGAAAAUCACAGGACGUCACCCGCGUUUUGUACUACAAGAACAUGAGCCAAGAGGAACUAUGGCUGGAUUGUGCGGAAAAACUGACAGCCAUGAUUCAGCAAAUCAUCGAGUUUGCCAAGCUAAUACCGGGUUUCAUGCGACUAAGUCAAGACGAUCAGAUUCUCCUGCUAAAGACCGGCUCGUUCGAACUUGCAAUCGUUCGCAUGUCUCGACUGAUGGAUCUCUCAACCAGCUCCGUCCUGUACGGGGACAUUAUGCUACCGCAGGAUGUGUUCUACACGUCCGAUUCAUUCGAGAUGAAACUGGUGGCGUGUAUAUUUGAGACUGCAAAAAGUAUCGCCGAGCUGAAACUGACGGAGACGGAACUGGCGCUCUAUCAAAGUCUUGUCCUGUUGUGGCCUGAACGGAAUGGUGUCCGGGGUAAUACGGAAAUCCAGCGAUUGUUCGAGAUGAGCAUGUCCGCCAUACGACAGGAAAUCGAGGCGAACCACGCACCGCUUAAGGGUGAUGUGACGGUGCUUGAGAUCCUGCUGAAUAAAAUCCCAACCUUCCGUGAACUCUCCAUCAUGCACAUGGAAGCGUUGCAAAAGUUUAAGCAAGAUCACCCGCAGUAUGUGUUCCCAGCACUGUACAAGGAGCUCUUCUCGAUCGACUCGCAGCAAGACCUCAUGACAUAACAGGAUCACCAGCAGCAGUCACAACUUCCGGAGCAAAACUCGGAUCGUGUUUCCUUACCUGAUGCAACCGAACAAUACCCCCCUCAGCAGAACCUUCAACGCCAUCACUCGCAUAAUCAUCAUAGCCAACAGCAACAACAACAACAAGAGCAAUAUUUGGGAGAAAGUAGUGUACUGAACGAAACGGCGGAGGGCGGAAAUCAAAAGAUGAACACCUCAGUAGCCCCCGCAUCCGUUCAGGUCAGCGACAACAACACUUUCAUCAUCAUCAUACAGCAGGACGGGGAGGUCGUAACUCAAACCAAGUAGACUAGCAACCAUUUUUUACUCGUGUAUAACGACAGGCACUUGUUUGCCAUACCACAAAACGCUAAAUUGAACCGGUUGAUUUUCGAAAGUUCGGCACUGUCGAACGGGUUGCAUAGGUUUAGGCAAUAUGAUCCAAGCAAGCGACGGCAGAUGCGUGCCACUUUCGGUGAAUGGGAAUAUUUAGGUGCGGUUCGCAAGCAAAACGUUCGAAACGGUUGUUUAAUGUUUCGUGCGUUUCGAGCAAUGGACACUGUUACACACACACAAAAAAGGCAGUUGUCGAUUGUAAAAUUUUUUGAAAGCACUAUUUUCCUUUCCGCCACAUGGCAAUUUUGCGGAAUUAACGCAAAAUUAUCGUAAGUGAAACAUUAGUGAAUAAAAUAAACAAAAAGCGAUAGUAAUUGUUGAUGUAAAUGAAUUUAAUGAUUGUUAUAUUAUUUUAAAAGUUUUAAUUUAUAUCUUUUUGUUUUUUCUCUUAUUGUCUUCUUGAAAGAUUAUUAUUUUUAUUUUUAAAAGUGGAAGAAAAAGAACAGAAUGAUGUAAUUUGUAGGUAAAUUUAAAUAUACUAGAAUGUUAAGUUUAUUUUUACCGAAAGUAACACAAAUAUUGGACACUCAUACACAGCAAGGCCGUUUCAUGGCGGGUCGAUUUGUAUAAUUUUAAAUUGUCGAAACACAACUACGAUUUCUCUUCAUUUCUUCUUUCGUUUGUUUUUUAUUUUCAUUUUUCCUUUCAAAAGAUUUUAAUUUUAUUUACAUUUUCUCCGCGCAAGUUGGAAAAAGCAUUCGAAAGUUUUAAUUUAUAUUUGCACAUCGCCAAUGAAAAGAACCGUUUCGUCUUAGGUUUCAAAGGUAGGGGUAAAGACUUGAAGAGAAAAUGAUAUAAUGCAAAAAUAGAAUCUCUUUCGGCAUCGUUCUGUUUUUAAAUAGGUUAUAUUUUCCAUUUCUAUUGGAAAAGUUAAAAACAGCAGCAAAAUCACCAAGAAAAAGUAGCAGCCUAACAGCCACAACAUUUAGAACAUUUCCGUACUAAUAACUUUAUUUUCUACAAAACAAAUACGCAACUAUUGAUACUGUUCUUUGAUUUAAGAAAACUAAUCAAAAUAUCGUCGUUAAUUUUUGAUUGAAUCCAAAAGCAUAACUCAAACCACAGCACAUACACAAAAGAAUUUGACGCAGUAUUAUCAAAAAAAAAUAAAAAGUAGGCUGAAAAUUCUGAGACUAUUAAAGCAAACCUAUGCUUUGGGACGUUUUUUUUUGAAGUUAUCGAUUUCCAGUUAAAACAUGCGUUAGAGAAUGUUGUAUUCAGAACUGUAUACCAGUUUAAGCAGCCCAGUUUUCAAUUUCUGUUUGUUUAAGAAUGUGUUCCUUUCGAGUAAAAUUUUAACGAAUUCUUGUUUUUGAAGUUUUCAAAAAAAUAUUACUUUUAUUACAAUUCAUCUCCCACGUGUUAGUGUAGAGUCCUAAAGUCAACAAAAGAUGUUGGCUUUCUUUUAACAAGUGAAAUAGAAACGAACAAACUCUCUCUAACUAUCUCUUUUCCUCCAAACAUAGUACAUCCCUUAAAUUCAGCUAAGAAAAAAACAGACAAAACUGUUAACUGGUAAUUAUUAGAGAAAAUUAACCCCUCCAUAGGACAUUGUAAGAAAAUUGAAAUAAAAAAAACCGUACUGAAUUUAGCAUUAGGUUGACAUUCUAAAUAUUUUGGAACACAUUUUCAAAAUUUUAUCAAACGAUCCCGAUGAACUAUUGGAAAAUAAGAGCAUGAAAAAAAAACCCGUUUCGGAGCAGGGAGCGGAUAGAGAGACGCGCGCACUGAUUUACUACUAGGAAACAGUAAGAUGUUUUUGUUCUUAAGUUAAUCGCAAAGACUUUAAUAGCGGAGCGACGGCUAGGCUGAAUCGGUAAGAAAAUCGCACACUUCCAAACACGGUUACACAGAAGACGAAUGGGAAGGAAUCGAGUCCUUUCUUUUUUUUUUGGAAGUGGUUUGUCGAAUGCAACCAUUCAGUGGGAUAGAUGCGGGACGCGAAAAAGUUACACGGUUUGCAGUAGUUCUACUGCGGCUAAAAAUGAGAACUUAUAAAUGUAUGGGUGCUUCUAUAUAUAUAAAAGAAUGAUAAAAUUAUAUAUAUUUAAAACAAAAGUAUAAACUAAAACAAUUACAGAAGAACGUUUAAAUAAACAAAAUUACACACACAGACACAAAGAAAAUCAUAGUUCUGAAACGGUGAGAUAACCACAAAAAAUGAAGAAAAUACAUACACACAUGUUGAAACGUAAAUCGAAUAUAUAUAUAUAUUAGCACGGGAGAUGAGCCAGCAAUUGGACGGACUGGACACAAACAAACACAAAAAAAAACAAAUAAACAAUGACUGUAACAUUUUCGCAUAAAAUUUGACUGCCACGAGUCUAGCUGCUGGUCUGUCCCCGUCUUCUUUUCAUGAAUGUAAGAAUUAAUUGCCUUAAAUGAUAUAUAUUACAUAAUAUACAAUACAUACAAGUUAUAUUUAAAAUGCAAACAUGAGAAUAACAAUUAAAAGGCGAGAAAGCAAAAUGGAAACUCUCUCACACACAGACACACAUGAGGUAAACAAAAACAUGAGAGGAGAAACACUUAGAAAUAAUUGAUUCUUUUUUCUAAUCAUAAAUUCAAAGGAGUAAUUCGUCAUUACGAUAAAAUAAGAAUAGUUAUAUAAAUUCUAUACAUAAAUAUAACACCUUAAUUUUAGGCCGAUGAACACAACUGAGGAAAACAAGAAAAGUCUAAUAUAAUUUAAAUUAAUUUAAUCUGCAGAUUCUAUGCAGAAGUUAUGAAUAAUUAUAGAACGAGGAAAACACACGUCUCGUAUGAAUUUCAUGGAACGCAAAAAAGCAAAUCUUAAGAAAACAACAAACAACAUAGAAAAAAUAGCGAAAUUCGGGUAGGUUUUAAGUUUCACACUGAAUAUUAUAAUCUAUUAUACAUAAUAAUUAUAUUGGUCGAUUAAUAAACUGAUUAAUCCUUA